AUGAGACAAAAUGAAACUUUUCACCUACCUCUAACAACACAUGCCUACGUGCUCGAGCCACAGUUUAUUGCAAAUACACGUAUCGUUGGAAUUGUUUACGCGGCGAAAGUGAUAAUACGGAAACGGCGCGUCAUAGAAGCGGUCGUCUUGCACGCGGUUCGUGAACUACUCGCCGUAUCCGUUUCUCCAGCUGAGGUGUCGCGAGGAGAAAGUGGUGGCCGUGGAGCUCCGUCUAGUGGUGGGGACGUGACGUAG
Pieris macdunnoughi is the source of this 255-nucleotide messenger RNA. Lineage: Eukaryota; Metazoa; Arthropoda; Insecta; Lepidoptera; Pieridae. The record is from the annotation of a GenBank genome assembly.